AUGUCUCCCACCUCAGGUAUGGUCGCCACGGCCGACGAGGCUUUCCAGGGGCCAAACUUGAACGUCACGUUGACAUGUCCAGAGUGCAAGAUUUAUCCACCAGAUUUGAUUGAGCGGUUUAGUGAAGGUGACAUCGUAUGCGGAAGCUGUGGGUUGGUGCUCAGCGAUCGUGUUGUCGACACCCGUUCCGAGUGGAGAACCUUCAGUAACGACGACCAAAACGGUGACGAUCCCAGCCGUGUGGGUGAUGCUGGAAACCCGUUGUUGGACACAGAAGAUUUGUCCACCAUGAUCUCGUACGCUCCAGAUAAUGGACGUGCAGGGAAGGAGUUAAACAGAGCCCAGUCUAAGUCCAUCGUAGACAAGAAGGACAACGCGUUGGCCGCGGCUUAUGCUAAGAUCUCGCAAAUGUGUGAUGGGUACCAACUCCCCAAGAUCGUUCAGGAUAGUGCUAAAGAGGUAUACAAGAUGGUUUACGACGAACGUCCGUUGAGAGGAAAAUCGCAAGAGUCCAUCAUGGCCGCUGCCAUUUUCAUCGGCUGCCGUAAAGCAAAGGUGGCCAGAUCCUUCAAGGAAAUUUGGGCAUUGACCAAUGUUCCACGUAAGGAAAUUGGGAAGGUAUUCAAGAUUAUCAGACAGGUGAUGCAGGAUAAGAACGCCACCGACCCUAAUGCGGACAUGUUCAACCAGGACAAUAUCCAGACCACGCAAACGUCAGCCGAGGAUUUGAUCCGUCGUUUCUGUUCCCAUUUGGGACUUGGUACCCAGGUCACAAAUGGUGCCGAAUACAUUGCGCGUCGGUGUAAGGAGGUGGGUGUUUUGGCUGGUAGGUCUCCUACCACCAUUGCUGCCACCGUCAUUUACAUGGCAGCGUUGAUUUUCGGGGCAGAGUUGGCUCCUUCCAAGAUUUCUGACAAGACUGGUGUCAGUGACGGUACCAUCAAAACCUCAUACAAGGUAAUGUACGAAGAAAAGGACAAAUUAAUCGACCCAUACUGGAUUGAAAGUGGCAAGGUUAAGUUGGAAAACAUCCCCAAGAGUUAG
Messenger RNA from Suhomyces tanzawaensis NRRL Y-17324, 1044 nucleotides. RefSeq names its product transcription factor TFIIB (gene SUA71). Gene Ontology annotation, molecular function: sequence-specific DNA binding; TBP-class protein binding; RNA polymerase II general transcription initiation factor activity. The record is from RefSeq and is a predicted model, not a curated record. Lineage: Eukaryota; Fungi; Ascomycota; Pichiomycetes; Serinales; Debaryomycetaceae. The coding region runs from base 1 to 1044 and encodes 347 amino acids. Gene Ontology annotation, biological process: transcription preinitiation complex assembly; regulation of DNA-templated transcription; transcription initiation at RNA polymerase II promoter. Gene Ontology annotation, cellular component: nucleus; transcription preinitiation complex. The transcript has a single exon.